AUGCCUCCUCGUAGGAGGCCACAGCCCGCUGCGGCCAGUCAGGCGCGAUCUGCGCAGCCUUCUGAGUCUGCAGCUCCUUCCAGAAAAGGGUCUACUGACGCUUCUAGCAAGAGAAGACGUUCUAUUCAGUCGAAACCACCUACAAACCCAGCGCCGGCCGCGGAGAACGUUGAGCAGGAUGAUCGCGCGGAUGAGCCUUCAGGACCGACCUACCGUUAUAGAGAUCCCUUUGACGCCCUUCUCGAACCGUUCUACUAUAACAAAUCACUUACGGACCCAAUCAAUACUGCUAAGGACAAAUGGAACCUGUUGCCCGCUUUCCUGAAAGUGAAGGGAUUGGUGAAGCAGCACAUUGACUCAUACAACUACUUUAUCGAAGUGCAACUGAAGAAGAUCGUCGAGUCCAGCUCUACUAUCCGUAGCGAUAUCGAUCACACCUUUUAUAUCAAGUUUACAGAUAUCUACGUCGGCUCGCCGUGUCGUGCGGACGAGCCCCAGGAUGUCACCCCCGAUGCUACCCCAUCGGACGUUUCGCCGCACGAGUGCCGCCUCCGUGAUACAACCUAUGCGGCCCCUAUUCUGGUCAAUUUUGAAUACAUCCGUGGGCGUCAGAGGGUUACUCGGAAAGGCGUGUCGAUUGGGAGAAUGCCAAUCAUGCUUCGAAGCUCGAAGUGUGUGUUGGCGAACAAGACUCCCUCGGAGAUGACGGUGUUGAAUGAGUGUCCUCUGGACCCUGGUGGAUACUUCAUUGUCAACGGUACAGAGAAGGUUAUUCUUGUUCAGGAGCAGUUGAGCAAGAACAGAAUCAUCGUCGAAACCGACCCGAAGAAGGAAAUUGUUCAGGCAUCCGUCACUAGUUCGUCCAACGAGCGUAAGUCCAAGAGUUAUAUUAUCCUUAAGAAGGACAAGCUCUAUGUGAAGCACAACGUCCUCAGCGAAGACAUCCCCAUCGUCAUCCUUUUGAGAGCCAUGGGCAUACACACGGAGCAGGAGAUGUUGCUCCUGGUUGCUGGAGUCGACAGCCUCUACCAGGAUGACUUUGCCAUCAACUUUGAAGAAAGCAUCAAAUUGGGAAUCUACACUCAGCAACAAGCGUUGGACUGGAUCGGUGCACGCAUUAAGAUCAACCGGAAACAGUCGUCUUAUCGUCGAACUCACAUUCAAGAAGCCGUCGAGGCUAUCGCCUCUGUCAUAAUUUCACACAUUGAAGUCAAGAAUAUGAACUUCCGGCCGAAGGCGGUUUACGUCGCUCACAUGGCGCGUCGAGUCCUGAUGGCCAAGAAUGACCCCUCUCUGGUUGAUGAUCGUGACUACCUCGGAAACAAACGUCUGGAAUUGGCUGGGCAGCUUCUUGCUCUCCUUUUUGAAGAUUUGUUCAAGAAAUUCUGCUUCGACAUCAAGAUGAACAUUGAUAAAGUGCUAAAUAAGCGCAACCGUGCUGAACAAUUCGAUGCUUGGACUGUCAUGAGUAUGCACAGCAACCAUAUCACCCAGGGCAUGAACCGUGCCAUCUCGACGGGUAACUGGAGUUUGAAACGUUUUCGCAUGGAGCGUGCUGGUGUUACCCACGUUCUUAGUCGGCUUAGCUACAUCGCCGCAUUGGGUAUGAUGACCCGUAUCAGCAGUCAGUUCGAAAAGACAAGAAAAGUCAGUGGCCCCAGAGCUCUGCAGCCGUCUCAAUUUGGUAUGCUUUGUCCGGCAGAUACCCCUGAAGGUGAAGCCUGUGGUUUGGUAAAGAACCUGGCGCUCAUGACCCAUAUCACGACGAAUGAUGAGGAAGGUCCAAUCAAGAACCUGGUUUUUAUGCUCGGAGCUGAAGACAUUAUGGCCCUGGGUGGUAAACAGCUAUACACACCCGGCAGUUAUACAAUUUCCAUCAACGGAACGCCGAUAGCACUCACUCGUCGCCCUAAAUAUUUCCUCAACGCUUUCCGCAGAUUACGGCGCAUGGGUCGUAUCUCGGAGUUUGUCAGCAUUUACAUCAACCAUCACCAGUGUGCAGUGCAUAUCGCCACUGACGAUGGGCGGAUUUGCAGACCUCUCAUCGUUGUCGAGAAUGGCAAGUCCCUCGUCACAGCCCGCCACUUGGAGAGACUGCGUGAUGGCACGAUGCAAUUCGAUGAUUUCUUGGCUCAGGGGUUAGUCGAAUACCUCGAUGUCAACGAGGAGAACGACUCCUUGAUCGCUCUUUAUGAGAAGGACAUCACAGAUACAACGACGCAUCUGGAGAUCGAACCGUUUACGGUGCUUGGAGCCGUCGCUGGCUUGAUCCCGUACCCGCAUCACAACCAAUCCCCGCGUAACACAUAUCAGUGUGCGAUGGGUAAACAAGCUAUUGGAGCCAUCGCAUCAAAUCAGUUCCUUCGUAUCGAUUCUAUCCUCUACCUCAUGGUGUACCCACAGAAACCCAUGGUCAAAUCACGCACAAUUGAACUGGUCAAGUAUGAUCAACUUCCCGCCGGUCAGAAUGCUAUGGUGGCGGUCAUGAGUUAUUCCGGUUACGAUAUUGAAGAUGCCCUGGUUUUGAACAAGGGUUCUGUCGAUCGUGGUUUCGGUCGUUGCCAAGUGUUCCGGAAGUACGUGACCAAUCUGAAGAGUUAUUCGAACGGUACAAAGGACAGACUCAAUCCCCCAACAUACGAGAAUGGUGCACCCAUCAGAAAGCAUGCACUACUUGAAGCAGAUGGUCUGGCUGCUGUCGGUGAACAGGUAAAUGCUGGCGAGGUCUAUAUCAACAAGAGCACACCCGAGCAAUCCAACCUAUCGGGAAUCGGCUCCGAUGCUAGCCGUCCAGUUCAGUAUACACCGACGCCCAUGACUUACAAGCUUCACGACCCUGCAUACAUUGACAAGGUCAUGUAUUCCGUACAGGAGAACGAGAACCAACUCGUCAAGGUUCUUGUUCGCCAAACCCGUCGACCGGAAGUAGGUGACAAAUUCUCCUCUCGUCACGGUCAGAAAGGUGUCGUUGGUAUCAUAGCCGACCAGGCAGAUAUGCCGUUCACAGAUGCCGGUAUCAACCCCGACAUUAUCAUGAACCCGCACGGUUUCCCCUCCCGUAUGACCGUCGGGAAAAUGCUGGAACUUGUUGCUGGAAAAGCUGGUGUGCUUGCCGGUCACCACGGUUACGGAACCUGCUUCGGCGGCACACCUGUGGAGGAGGCCUCGCGGAUUCUGAUCGACCACGGCUUCAGUUACGGUGGCAAAGACUAUCUCACGUCCGGUAUCACCGGCGAAGCCCUUCCAUUCUACGUCUUCACCGGCCCCAUCUACUAUCAGAAGCUCAAGCACAUGGUGCAAGACAAGAUGCACUCGCGUGCGCGCGGACCUCGCGCAAUUCUGACCCGUCAGCCCACAGAAGGUCGUUCUCGAGACGGUGGUCUGCGCCUGGGAGAGAUGGAGCGUGAUUGUCUUAUCGCCUACGGAACUAGCCAACUGCUUCUCGAGCGUCUCAUGAUCUCCUCCGAUCGCCACGAGAUUGACGUCUGCGAGCAGUGCGGCUUCAUGGGCUAUCUGAACUGGUGUCAGCGGUGCAAGUCCUCUCGGAGCGUCGUGAAAAUGACAAUCCCCUACGCAGCCAAGCUUCUCAUUCAGGAAUUGAUGAGUAUGAACGUGACUGCUCGCCUGAAGCUCGAUGAUGAGUUCCCCGAGUGGAAGGGAACUUAG
Molecule: messenger RNA, 3666 nt
Organism: Aspergillus lentulus
Lineage: Eukaryota; Fungi; Ascomycota; Eurotiomycetes; Eurotiales; Aspergillaceae
Product: DNA-directed RNA polymerase III core subunit RET1
Biological process (GO): DNA-templated transcription
Molecular function (GO): ribonucleoside binding; DNA-directed RNA polymerase activity; DNA binding
Source: RefSeq, a predicted model, not a curated record